This is a messenger RNA of Aspergillus mulundensis, 1098 nucleotides long. RefSeq lists its product as uncharacterized. The record is from RefSeq and is a predicted model, not a curated record. NCBI's taxonomy places the organism in Eukaryota, Fungi, Ascomycota, Eurotiomycetes, Eurotiales, Aspergillaceae. Gene Ontology annotation, cellular component: cytoplasm; nucleus. Gene Ontology annotation, biological process: secondary metabolite biosynthetic process. Bases 1 to 1098 code for a protein of 365 amino acids. The transcript has a single exon.
AUGCUCUCAACACUGCACCUCUGGUCAGCACCAGCACCCGUCACCGGGCCAACCCCAUCACCAUACAGCAGCCUCCAAUCCCUAUACUCAUGGACAGCAUCAUCACCCUCACCCUCACCAAUUCACAAUGUUCCCUCACCGUCACGACUCACCCCCGCUCCAACCCCCAUCCAAAAAGAUUCAACCCUCCACCUCCCCCGAAUACUAUGUCUCCACGGCGGCGGCACAAACGCGCGCAUCUUCCGCUCGCAAUGCCGCGUCCUGCGCGCCAGACUAAGCCCACACUUCCGCCUCGUCUUCGCAGAAGCCCCCUUCGCCUCAACGCCCGGUCCCGACGUCGUCUCCGUAUACGAGAAGUGGGGGCCGUUCAAGGCGUGGUUCCCCGCGGAGUCUGCGGCCGCGAGAGCCGGAAAGAGUUUCGAGGACGCGAAGGCGCAUGCGAUGGGACGAGGCGGGGAGGCGGUGCGGAUUGAUGAGGAUGAUGAGGUGAAUGAGAGGGCGAUUCGGGGGAUUGAAAGCGCGAUCCAAGAAGCGAUGGAGAGGGAUGAUGGGCUUGGUGCAACGGGGGAGUGGGUUGGGCUGUUGGGGUUCAGCCAGGGGGCGAAGAUGGCCGCGAGUUUGUUGCUCAGGCAGCAGCAGCAGAACGAGAGGGAAAGUCGCAGCGAAAGCUCCAAUCGAAGCUGGAGGUGGGAGGCGAAGCAGACGCAGACGCAGACGCAAACAAAGCCAGGAUCGACAGCAAACGUCAACUACCGCUUCGCUGUUAUUCUCGCCGGUCGCGCGCCAAUGGUCUCGCUAUCCCUCGACAAAGACGACGACGAGCUCGAUUCCCCAUUUUCGGAAUCCAGCUAUGGCUCUGGUUCAUCCUUUAGCUUCGCGUUCGAACCAGCCCUCCACCUUCCCACGAUCCACGUCCACGGCCUCAAAGACCCGGGGUUGUCAUUGCACCGCGACCUCCACGACUACGGCUGCGAGUAUGGUAGUACAAGGCUCGUCGAAUGGGAGGGGGGACACAGGGUCCCCAUUCGCAGCCAGGACGUCAGCUCGGUCGUGGACGAAAUACUGGAUGUCGCGAGGGGGGAGGGCGUGAUAGCCUGA